Messenger RNA from Stylophora pistillata, 1688 nucleotides. Its product is annotated as tropomyosin-1. The record is from RefSeq and is a predicted model, not a curated record. NCBI's taxonomy places the organism in Eukaryota, Metazoa, Cnidaria, Anthozoa, Scleractinia, Pocilloporidae.
CAACAAUGACAACUUUGAUUACGUAAAUCAACCUCCAUUCAUGAACCACUAACCGUAUGAGCUCCAACAUCUGCGAGCAAGAAAACUCUCACAACAAAAUAAUCCGCUCAAACCACUAUGGCUGUGCGAUCACCUGGUUGAUUUUUUGAUCAUCUUAUAUAAAAUCAAAAGUGGAAUGGAAGUGUUUUCUGUAGUAGGAUUAACAGGUAAAAUUCAAAAGUAAGUCGAGCUUUAAUAGAUAACGGAAGCCGAGAAACCACCAAUCUCUGCUCGUCAAAAGGCCCACACCUAUGAGAUCUUGAUAAUUUGCAUUUACAAACACAACACAAGUAGCGUUUCGCACGUCGUGUUUUGUUUGGCUCUCUACAGUGCAGCUGUUUGUCUGUGCAGUACGAUCUCUGCUCUCUAGCUUCGGAACUCUUUAAAAUGGCUGAUAUCAAAUUGAGCAAAGUCAAGGGAAAGCUGCAGGGAUUGAAGGAUAAAAUCGAAAAGGCCGAAGAUCAUUACAAUGAAUGUAACGCCGAGCUUCGAGAGAUAGAAGAAGCCUGUGACAAAAAUGAAGGCGAGGCAGAGUCCUUCAAACGAAGAAUUCGCCUCGUUCAAGAUGAACUGACGAAAACUACGGAAGUUCUUUGCGAGAAGCAAGCUAGAUUGGCCGAAAUACAGGCAAUUUCAAGCGAGCAUGAAGUCGCCUGCAAAGAGCUGGAAGGGAUAGACCGCGAGAGCGACGAAAAACUGACUGACAUGGAAGAGAAGGUUCUUGCAGCCAUGCAAUUAGCAAAGGAAUCCGAUACACGUCUUCAAGAAGCGAAACAAAAAUAUAGAGUCACUGUGGCCGAAGUGGACAAGACAAAAGAGCGUGCCGAGACCCUAGAAGGAAAAUGUCAGGAGUUGGAGAGCUCUAUUUCUGACAACAGCUGCAAAUUGAGGGACAUGGAAGGUCGAGAUGCUGAGUCUGCGGAAAAAGAACAAGAACUUCUAGAGAAGUUGGAGUUCUUAGAAGAACAGCUGAAAGAAGCAGUUGCCCGCGCAGAAGAAGCCGAACGCAAAGUGCAACCCCAAGAAGGCAUCAUCGACGACCUGACGCAAGAACACGACUCUUAUGCGGACAAAAUCAAAGAUAUCGAGCAAGAGAUGAAGAAAAUGGAAGACAUGGUGGAAGCUUCAAUAGAUGAUGUUGAUGUGCAAGAGCCUAGAAAGGUAACAGAUCGCUAUCAAGUGCAGGAAGAGGGUGACCCAGAACCGACAGAUCCCGAACUCGAACCACUGCCAGAACCCGACAGGUCCGACGAGGAAAGAGAUGAAGACUAAAAUAAUCCCGUAUUCGGGUUUUAUGCGCUGUAACUGAUCCGUAAGUUUGACAAUGCGAACUCGUGAAUACGACUAGUUUUAUAAAUGAACUAAUUUGUUGCUUUAGGAGUGAAAUUAGAAUUUCACCUUUAUCAUAAGUAGUUUGUUUGAAAUCUUAAAAUUACUCUAGGAGCCUUUAAAUCUUUAUUUUACAACCAGUUGAUUGCAAUCUUAAUUACAUGGUUUUAAUUUCAAGGUGGAUACGACCAGCUCAGUGGGUGCUCUAUCAACUUGGACGUUUCUUUUAAUUGUCUGUCAAUUCAAUUAAUUUAAUUCAUUACAACUAACUCCUUGAGUGAAGUGCUGACUUUAGAAUAAACUUCUUUAUUUGCAUUGGA